AUGCCCCCCAAAGCGUCGCGCAAAGGGAAAGGAAAGAAAUCUGAAGCAGCAAAUGAAGGAGGAGGAUCAAGCUUUCACCUUGACACCAGACCGGUGGAGGCAGUCGCUCCCAAGCACGAUGCUGGGAAGGAAAUCGAACGUCUGGACACCGAGGUGAUAAAGAGCAAGGUCGGUGUCGCAUGGAUCAAUAUGUUGGCGAUGGGCGAGCGUCUAAAGUUCGGGGUCUACAACGACCGGCCUGAAAACGACGCUGAAACGCACAAGUUAAUACUAUCGUUCAAGCGCCAUGGGAUCGUGUCCAUGAGAGAAAUGAACGCUAUUCCACUCAUCAUUGAGAUCGACCGCGUCAACAAUGCGGAAACACUUCCCUUUGAUUUUAGCAGCCCACAGAAUGUACCAGAGUUGGAGCUCGUCGACAUGAACCCUAUCAUAGUGGCCUCGGGACAGCAUCGACUUGCAGCACUUCGACAAUACCAUCAAACAUUAACAGAUGAGUACAGGACACUCGAGAAGAAACGCGUCAAGAUCAAAGAGUUGAAGAACCUGAGCGAGGAACACAUACGCACCUUCAAUGAGAUGCGGGAGGAGAUGGGCACGAUAAAAGGAAUUUCUAAGCACAUUUUGUUAAAUAGGAUGGGGUUAGCCCAAGGUUAUGCCUAA
Suillus bovinus is the source of this 660-nucleotide messenger RNA. RefSeq lists its product as uncharacterized. The coding region runs from base 1 to 660 and encodes 219 amino acids. The transcript has 2 exons. The record is from RefSeq and is a predicted model, not a curated record. Lineage: Eukaryota; Fungi; Basidiomycota; Agaricomycetes; Boletales; Suillaceae.